Messenger RNA from Pteropus alecto (black flying fox), 1567 nucleotides. RefSeq names its product transmembrane protein 106C (gene TMEM106C). The record is from RefSeq and is a predicted model, not a curated record. NCBI's taxonomy places the organism in Eukaryota, Metazoa, Chordata, Mammalia, Chiroptera, Pteropodidae. The transcript has 8 exons. Bases 176 to 928 code for a protein of 250 amino acids.
ACGCGGCCGUCUCUGGCUCGCUUGCCAUUCGGCGCGUGCGCAUCGAGUGUGUGCAGCUCUGACGACCCGACAGGUAAACAAGCUGAAGCCGGCGGGUGGCUUGAGGAACGGUCCGGAAAGGAGCUGCUGGGAGUUCGCGCCUUGCAGGACAUGACACUGGUGGCACAUCCCGGCCAUGGGAUCCCAGCAUUCCACCUCUGCUCAUCUCUCUUCCUACAAGCGGAAGAAAGAAGAUGACAGGGAGGAUUUGCUGGAUGAACGGGAGCAGGAGGAAGCCAUUGCCCAAUUCCCAUAUGUGGAGUUCACUGGGCGGGACAGCAUCACUUGUCUCACAUGCCAAGGGACAGGCUACAUUCCAACAGAGCAAGUAAAUGAGUUGGUGGCUUUGAUCCCACACAGCGAUCAGAGAUUGCGCCCUCAGAGAACUAAGCAGUAUGUCCUCCUGUCUGUUCUGCUCUGUCUCCUGGCAUCUGGUUUGGUGGUUUUCUUCCUGUUUCCACAUUCAGUCCUUGUGGAUGAUGGUGGCAUCAGAGUGGUGAAAGUCACAUUUAAUAAGCAGGACUCCCUUGUAAUUCUCGCCAUCAAGGCCACCCUGAAAAUCAGGAACUCCAACUUCUACCCUGUGGCAGUGACCAGCCUGUCCAGCCAGGUUCAGUACAUGAACACAGUGGUUGGGUCGUAUACGACAGCUAACGUCUCCCUCAUUCCACCCCGGAGCGAGCAGCUGGUGAAUUUUAUGGAGCAGGCCGAGAUGGGAGGACCAUUUUCCUAUGUGUACUUCCUCUGCACAUUGCCCGAUAUCCAGGUUCACAACAUAGUGAUCUUCAUGAGAACUUCAGUGAAGAUUUCAUACAUUGGCCAUGUGACUCAGAGCUCCUUGGAGACACAUCACUAUGUGGAUUGUGGAGCAAAUUCCACAGCUGUUUAGAAACUUCUCUUGAUUCUUCCAUGACAGCAGCUGUCAGAAGAGACACAGCAUCUGUUCCCAGGAAUUCCAUACCUGCCCCAGGUGGUAGAAGUAGAGAAGAAACUGGUUCUCUUAAUCCCCGCAAACUUCCUCCUGCCACUUGGGAGGAAAACUCCUUUCUGUGGCACCAUUUAUGUUUCUUCAAACAGCAGAAUCACUGCCCAAUGCCCAGCCUAUGCCCAGCAAAUAGUAGGCACUCAAAGGUUUGAAGAAUUUAAUUCAGAUCUUUUCAGCUGUUUUGGAGCAUUAUAAAUUGAAAGCAUACCAUGGUUUGAGGUUGUCAAACCAUAGAGCAAGCGACUUAAAGAUAGAACUAUUAGUGGAGCUGCACAGCUAUUACCAGGGCCUCAUCUGCACAGAAGAGGCAGCAGAGAGAGAACAUUCAAACACAUAGAAGAAAGCACAGACUAUUCAAUACGUGAAAAUUUUUCAUCUGCUCCUAAAUGCCUAGGAACUUUUUUUAAAAACAAAACUGUUUUUCCUGUAUAAAGUUAUAAUUGUUUUUACCAAGAGUCUGUGUGAGGCUUGAUUUACCCUUCAUCCGUUGGCUAGAACAUGGAUUAGGGAUUUGAUAGAAUAAUAAACCCUGCUUUUAAUUCA